AUCUCUUGAACCUGUCUUUCCUAUUCUGGGGAUUUAUCGAUUUUCUUUUAACCCAAGUUUAAACGUUGACUUUUAAUCGUAAUACCCCGUGAUAUCUCUGCACAUUUGUAAAUACUCUAAUGCAUUAUUCACUGCUAUUAAAUACCUAAUUCUUUAUUUCCGGAUUUUAUUAGCCUUGGUAAAAGGAAACUACAAUUAACUUUUCCGUUGUACGUAACAUUUUAGUUUGUAAUCGAACGCAAUCUCACUAACUCGCACAUACAGCUGAAAAGGAAAAAAUAUCUAGGUCAAGUGUUAAAAAAUCGACAUCAUGGGUGACAAGAAUAUGGAUAAAAGUGCUUCUGAUAAAACAGACUAUGGGACUAACGAAGUGAAUAUUGAUGAAUUAGUGUUAAAUAAUCAAGACACCGCCACAGCAAUAAUAUGUGAAGCAGUCAAAGGCCUCGACGCCAACCGAUAUGCCACAAAAAAGACAGUGGCGCAGGGUAUGCUGGAUAUUGCACUUCUCACUUCGAAUGCCUCACAGCUGAAGUAUGUGCUACAAGUUGGUCCCAAACACGAGUUCUACAUGUUGCUCCUGGUUCUCAUAUCUAUCUCAAUUAUUUUACAGCUUCUAGUUGGCUUACUGUUCGUAGCGAUUGGAGGAUUGGACAUAAAUCAUGAGGCGGACCAGCCCUCCGCAGUCAUACUCAACGACGUCAUAGUUAUAUUCAUUUUCGUUAUAUCCGUUACAAACAUUGUGAUAUCCGCUUUCGGAAUUGAAUAUUCAAAUAGCCCAUUGGUAUUAGAACGUUUAAGCUAUAUCAAUGCAGAAUAUUUAAGGAAAGCCAAUACUACUGCUAGUUAAUUUUAACUAGUUAAAUGCAUAAAAAUGAUAAAAAUAAAAGAUUUCAGUAAAACAAACAAAAGUAGAGUUUUAUCUCCUUUUACGGCCAAAUAGGAGAAAUGAAAUAGGAGAAUUAGAUUAUGGACUACCUACCUAGGUAAAUGAAGCAUUAUAUUUUCAUUCACCAAUUGCCAUAAUAUUUCACAAAACAGACGUAUGAUAUUUAGU
Maniola jurtina (meadow brown) is the source of this 1054-nucleotide messenger RNA. Its product is annotated as ninjurin-2. Gene Ontology annotation, cellular component: membrane. The record is from RefSeq and is a predicted model, not a curated record. NCBI's taxonomy places the organism in Eukaryota, Metazoa, Arthropoda, Insecta, Lepidoptera, Nymphalidae. The transcript is spliced from 3 exons. Gene Ontology annotation, biological process: tissue regeneration; cell adhesion. The coding region runs from base 311 to 847 and encodes 178 amino acids.